Trametes versicolor FP-101664 SS1 is the source of this 1106-nucleotide messenger RNA. RefSeq names its product NAD-P-binding protein. Gene Ontology annotation, cellular component: endoplasmic reticulum. The coding region runs from base 75 to 1028 and encodes 317 amino acids. NCBI's taxonomy places the organism in Eukaryota, Fungi, Basidiomycota, Agaricomycetes, Polyporales, Polyporaceae. The transcript has 2 exons. Gene Ontology annotation, molecular function: oxidoreductase activity. The record is from RefSeq and is a predicted model, not a curated record.
AUCAUCCUCCCCCACGCCUCUCGUCCAGGGAUAAAUCAGCGACCGCAGCGCGAACUCCCCCACUUCGCACCACCAUGGUCUCCCAGGCUGUCGUUAAUGCGUUCGCCGUCGUCGGUGCCGUGCUCUCACUCCCCCUGGCCCUCCGCUUCCUGAGCUUCAUAUGGCUCUACUUCCUCCGCCCGAACAUGGUCCAUCGAUACGUCCAUGGGGGGUACCCGUACGCAGUCAUCACAGGUGCGACGGACGGUAUUGGACGUGCGGUAGCAUCGGAGCUGUAUACGCGCGGCUUCAAUCUCAUUCUGCAUGGGCGCAAUGAGAAGAAGAUGGAGAAGGUCCGGCAGGAGCUGCUGCAUCUCCGGGAUCCCAGCGCUCAGGGGGUCGUCAAAUACUUUAUCGCGGACGCCACGAAGCCCGGACACGACUUUGAGAAGUUGCUCGAGCCGUUCAAGAACUUGAACAUUACGCUCGUGAUCCAUAACGUUGGUGGCUCAGGUGGCGUGCAGGCGGAAAAGCUCGACGAGCGCCCCGAAGAAUACAUCCACAACCUCGUGCGCUGGAACGCGCUCUUCCCGCUCCUCCUCACGCGCGUGCUCCUCCCGCAGCUGCGCCGCUCGGCCAAGCACGGGCCCGUGCUCGUGCAGUUCGUCGGCUCGCUCGCCAGCGACAUCUCCCCGCCGCGGCUCUCGAUCUACGCGGCGUCGAAGCGGUUCCUGGAGGCGCUCGUGCGCGGGCUGGACAACGACGAGCAGAACUUCGAGGAGCCGACGGGCGUGUGCUUCACGUACCUCGCGGUGGGCCCGGUGAACUCGGCGUCGAUGCCGCAGAAGCCGAGCCUGAACACGCCGACGAGCGAGCAGUUCGCGCGCGCGAUCGUGAGGAGGACUGGGUGUGGAAGGAGGCGGGUCGCGCCGUAUUGGAUGCACUCGGUGUCGACGUUUGUGGUGGGGGGGCUUGGCGAGCGCACGGUGGACUAUUAUACUGCGCAGGAGAUGAAGACGUUGAUUGGUGUGUACGCAAAGGGCGAGUGAGCUCUCUGGGUAUCAUUUGCUCAGGUUGUUCACCAAACAUGUUGUAAGACUGGAAUAUAUGGUUGCGUUUCCGAUGUU